Lottia gigantea (owl limpet) is the source of this 216-nucleotide messenger RNA. RefSeq lists its product as hypothetical. The record is from RefSeq and is a predicted model, not a curated record. Lineage: Eukaryota; Metazoa; Mollusca; Gastropoda; Lottiidae. The transcript has a single exon. The annotation marks the transcript as partial.
AGUGCUAAAUGCCACUUAAUAUUCAGAUCGUUUAGUGCUGGAUGCCACUUAAUAUUCAGAUCGUUUAGUGCUGGAUGCCACUUAAUAUUCAGAUCGUUUAGUACUAGAUGCCACUUAAUAUUCAGAUCGUUCAGUGCUGGAUGCCAUUUAAUAUUCAGAUCGUUCCAUGCAGGAUGCCACUUAAUAACCAGAUCGUUCAGUGCUGCAUGCCACUGA